This is a messenger RNA of Mercenaria mercenaria, 3017 nucleotides long. RefSeq names its product ubiquinol-cytochrome-c reductase complex assembly factor 1-like. The transcript has 9 exons. Gene Ontology annotation, biological process: mitochondrial respiratory chain complex III assembly. Lineage: Eukaryota; Metazoa; Mollusca; Bivalvia; Venerida; Veneridae. The record is from RefSeq and is a predicted model, not a curated record. Bases 149 to 961 code for a protein of 270 amino acids. Gene Ontology annotation, cellular component: mitochondrion.
GAAAGAAGUAUUUCCUGUGAGCACCUGUCUGCUAGGGUGCGCUUUUUAAGAACUUCAGACGAAACUUUUCAAAUCCAUCAAGUUAGAAAGUAUACUUGCGUUACCGUAAAGCUCGAUUGAGCUCGCUAUAAACAGAUAACAGUGUAUCAUGAAUAAGACUUGUAAAAUAGUGUUGUACAGAGUGAUGAAAUUACGUGGAAUUCGCCUCUAUUCAUCUAGAUCAUGGCUUAAUAUAACUGGAGGGAAUAGCAACAUUUUAAAGAGGUCAUUUGCUACUCAUGUACAAGAUCCAAGUGACACUGAGACUGGCUUUGUGGAUAAGAUCAAAGAAAGGCUUGGAAUGAAAGGCAGUUUACGAUACUACCCUUCAACAUUACAGCACAGUGGUUUCCGGCUUUACCUAUCAGCAGUAGAAGCUUCCAGAUAUAACAGAAUUUAUGAUUAUAUUGAUCUCCCUGACACAAUGGCAACCUGGCAUAAAUUGACAUCGCUACAUAUUUGGUUAUUAAUGGUACGACUGUCUACAGAGGGAAGGGACGCUAGGCUUGUGAGGAAUGAAACUACAGAAAACUUCAUCACAGACAUGAAAGCUAAAUCAAAAGUGAUAGGGAGAGAACUGAAGAUUAUGGUGAAAGGAGAUGAACUGGAGAUGCUGCAUCAGAUGUUUCUUGCUGCUUUGAUGAAUUAUGAUGAGGGUUUACUUGGAACGGACAGACAUCUGGCAGGUGCUCUCUGGCGAUCCUUAUUUAACCACAAACCCGAUAUUGACCCUUCACAUCUAGAGAUUAUGGUAGCUUACAUACGAAAACAGGUGGCUUAUUUACAGAAAAUAGACAGUAAGAGCAUAUUAACCAAUGGACUUAUACCAUUUCUUCCUGUUGAAGGAGACACAAUACCAAAGUCAACUUACGAAGCACUGGAAAAAAUAAGACUGUCAAAAUUGCAGAUUCAAAAGUCUUAGCAGAAAAAGCUGACACAGAUUUCAGAAUCACAAAAGUCUGCCAGUUCAGAGGAAUUAGGAGUGGUCCACUAGGUAGCAGAUACUGCCGUGAUUCAAAGUAUAAAUCUGUCAUAUCAUUUUGCUAACGAUACAAAAUAUUCGCAUAAAUUGAAAAGAAUAAAGCAAUCAUGGAAGAAUGCUUUAUAGUCUAUGGUCUAAAAUCAGCUUAUAUGAAAGAUGCAAAAGUUACAAUUUGAGUUCACAAUUUAGGUCCAGUCGAAUGAAGUUCCUUUACCUAUACAAACAUCUCAGAUGAGUUUGAUACGUAUCAACAUGGGUCAAAAACUACGUAACUAGGUCCAGUUUUAACACUUAAAAGGGCAUAUUUUCUGUUGUUCUUUAUUUAUCUUGGUAAGAUCAUUUUUCUUUAAGAAACUAGGUCAAGUUUGACACUGGGUCAUCUUUUGUCCAAAGCAAGGUAACUAGAUGUAAUCAUAGACAAACUUAACUAUCAGACAAGUCAAGAAUGAAAUCUGGUUACCAGGAGUUGAAAACGGAUCUUUAAGUCAAGUUAUAGAAUGACAAUAUGAACACAUGGGGUAGUAUUUUCUACUUAAAUGAUAUGGAACAUUACCAGAAUUUUUGUCUUAAUACAAUUUAGAUUAAGAUUGAAAUUUUAUUACCUUUGGUUAACAAAUAGGUGAGCAGAUCAGGUCAUAGAAUAACCUUGGAACACUAGAUAUGAGCUGCGCCAUGGGAAAACCAACAUAGUGGCUUUGCGACCAGCAUGGAUCCAGACCAGCCUGCGCAUCCACGCAGUCUGGUCAGGAUCCAUGCUGUUCGCUUUCAAAGCCUAUUGCAAUUAGAGAAACUGUUAGCGAACAGCAUGGAUCCUGACCAGACUGCGCGGAUGCGCAGGCUGGUCUGGAUCCAUGCUGGUCACAAAGCCACUAUGUUGGUUUUCUCAUGGCACGGCUCAUAUCAUAUGAAACCUGACUAGACUGUUAUAAUGAAAACUAGGUCAGAUUCAGAACUUGGUAUUUAGAGUGUAAAACUAGAUCACUAAGUUAAAUGGUAGAGAAACCUAAAUGGAUCUUCAUGAAACCUGUCUUUUCAUUCCAUUUCGAAUUGAAUGCAAUUGUUACCUGUCAUGAAACAGUUUGUUAUAACAUUUAUACAAGGUCAAACACUUUAAGUCAAGUGAGCGACACAGGGCCAUCAUGGUCCUCUUGUUAACGAUUUGUCAGUCAAUCAUUGUUCAACAUUUUUUUCAACUGAUUAAAUAAGGCUUCCCUUAUAGGAUCAUGGAAUGUUCAUUUUCCAAAGAGUUGCUAAUUGAACUCACAUCCUUUGCAACAGAAAAGUCUCAAGCAAAAUAUGUGCUGCAUGUUUGGGAUCUUUUAAAUAAGGAACAUCAGUAGCAAAAUGACACGCUAGGGUCAAAUGUAUUGUUAGAAAUACAGAAAUAGAAAAAUUUGUGAAAUAGAGACACCAUCUUUAAGAGUUUUUGAAUUAUGGAAUGAGUGUACUGAUUCAGAAAUGAAAAUAUUUGUUUGGUCAGUUACCACUGUGAUGAUUAAAAAAUAUUGUGUCAGUUAAUUCGUGGUGGCCGGUUCUUGGGGGAAAAAAAACUCUUUUAAACUUUAUAGAAUAGUUUCACUGGUGAUGAAGUAUAUGUAUAAGAGACUAUUUUGCCGUUUUCUAACAGUCUUAAUGAAAAUUAUUGUAAAGUUUGUGUUUUCAGACAUAUACUUUCAUUUGAUUUAGAUUUAUGUCAUAACAAUAAAAUAUAUAUGUGAAGUUUUGAUAAUGUUAGAAAGCGUAUAGAUCUGUUUUCACCAACCUUUGUGUAAUAUAGUUUUUGAGCCAACUAUUAAAUAGUUUUGUGUGUGUUUUUCUUUGCAAAUAAUAAAUGUUUUCUUUAAUCAGGUUUUAUUUCUAAGUAAUAUUAAGUUUAAAAAGCUUUUUGUUUCACUACUAAAAUUGCAGUCUGAAUGAAAGAACUUUACAGACUAUUUAAUUAUUGGCCAGAAAAAAAUUUGUUAAAAUCUUUGUUUCAUAAAGAAAGUAAAAAAUG